UUUACGGCAAUUCUAUUGUGGACGUCAACACAGCAAUGGCGGAUGCUGUAGAGGAAGUUCUUGAUGGCAGCUGGGACCAGGACCUGUCGGAGGCUCUGGACUCCCCAACCUGUGACCUGGAGUCAGAUGGGGGCCUCAUCCCGGCCCAAGACCUGCCCCCUGCAGAGAGAGCCAAGCUAUGGAAGAUUGCCCUGAACGUGGCCGGAAAGGGAGACAGCCUGUCCUCAUGGGAUGGGGCCCUGGACCUGCCAGAACAGACGCUCAUUCACAACCGCAGUCAGCAGCUCAUCGAUCAGCUUAGGCUUCCUGAGGAGGAGAGUAAGGGCCUUGUGUCGGACGUGGAGGCGGUCAUCACCUUCUACUGCAAAUCUCGCAACGUCACCUUUACGCCAGACCUGAGCUGGCCACACCUGCUCAAACCGCUCCUGGGCCUGCAGCUUCCCCGCAGUGACCUCUACAACUGCUUCUACGCCAUCAUGAAUAAAUACAUCCCACGGGACUGUGUUCCGAAGGGACGGCCCUUCCACCUGUACAGGCUGCUGCUGCAGUACCACGAGCCUGAGCUCUGCUCCUUCCUGGACACCAAGAAGAUCACGCCGGACUCCUACGCCAUCAGCUGGCUGGGUAGCCUCUUCUCCAGUCACUGCAUUCCUGACGUCACCCAGGCCAUGUGGGACAUCUACUUCCAGCAGGCAGACCCCUUCCUCGUCUUCUUCCUCAUGCUCAUCAUCCUCGUUAACGCCAAAGACGGCAUCCUCUCCCAAGAAGGGAACAGCAAAGAGGAGAUCAUUAAAAUGCUGGAGGGCUCGCCAGCUCUCCUCGAGGGGGAGGACCUGGAGGAUCUGUUCUCGCUGGCGCAGUAUUACUACAGCAAGACUCCACUCUCAUUCAGAAAGGAGAACCAGAACCUGUUUGGCAGCAGCCUGGUGGCACUAAGGGAAGAGGACAUGGACUUGAGUCAGGCGCUGUGUCUUCCGGUGUCCGUGCCCGAGAUCCUCCAGGCCAACCAGCUGCAGCCGGAGGGGGUGCGCUUCUUUGUGGUGGACUGUCGUCCUGCAGAGCAGUAUAACGCAGGACAUCUCUCCACAGCCUUCCAUCUAGACUCAGACUUGAUGCUGCAGAACCCGUCUGAGUUUGCCCUGUCGGUGAAGUCCCUGCUGGAGGCCCAGAAGCAGUCCCUGGAGUCGGGCUCCAUCGCCAGCGGGGAGCACCUGUGCUUCAUGGGCAGCGGGCGCGAGGAGGAGGACAUGUACAUGAACAUGGUGCUCGCCCACUUCCUGCAGAAAAACAAAGAGUAUGUCAGCAUCGCCAAAGGAGGCUUCAUGGCUCUGCAGCAGCAUCUAGCAGACAUCAAUGUGGAGGGCCCUGACAACGUCUAUGUGCACUGGAUAGUCAGCACCUCCGGCUCCCACAACAGCCUCAGCUCCGCUGAUGGUGAGGGCCUGAAUAGCACAGCUGAUGGCAAAGGGGUCAAGUCCCUGGUCAACAAGAUGACCUUUGCCCUCAAAUCCAAGUCUGUUAAUGUGAAGGAGAAGAUGAUCAGCUUCAUUGAGAACACUUCCACGCCUGUGGACAGAAUGUCUUUCAGUCUGCCCUGGCCGGAGAAAGGGAUUCCUGAUCGACAUGUCAGUAGUAGUGACCGAGUAGGAAAGCCGUACCGAGGUGUCAAACCAGUGUUCAGCAUCGGAGACGAGGAGGAGUACGACACAGAUGAGAUUGACAGCUCGUCGAUGUCGGACGACGACCGCAAGGAGAUAGUGAACAUCCAGACGUGGAUCAAUAAGCCAGAUGUGAAGCACCAUGUGCCCUGUAACGAGGUGAAGGAGACGGGACACAUGUUCCCCAGUCACUUGCUGAUCACAGCCACGCACAUGUACUGCCUAAGGGAGAUCGCCUCGCGUAAAGGCUUCGCCUACAUCCAGUCCAGGCAAGCCCUGAGCUCUGUGGUCAAGAUCACAUCCAAGAAGAAACAUCCGGAGCUCAUCACAUUUAAGUUUGGCAACAACAACCCUGCAGGGGUGGACAUCGUGGCCGUGGAGAGGUAUCUGAUCCCCAACGCCGGGGACGCCACCAAGGUCAUCAAGCAGCAGAUCAUGAAGGUGUUGGAUGCCCUGGAGAGCUCGUAGAGGCAGCACACACACCGCUGGGGCAGCAGCAGCAGAGGAGGAUGCAGCAGCACCUCUGCUACAGGCCAUGCAGGGGACCUGCAACUGGACAAACCACCUUGGCCAAGAGGCGCUAGUCUAUGUCCAUGUCUCUUUCUCUCUUUCUCUCUUUCUCUCUCUCUCUUUCUCUCUGUAUGACUCUGCCUCCCUUCCAGGACAAUGUAAACCCAGCAGUGUUUAUUCGUACCCCAGCCCCUCCUCACCUCACCCCUCCUUCUCGGCUGCGGGGUGCUGCCCAGGGAUGCUGGGACAGACGGAAAUUGUUGGACAGCAGGGCUGUGAGGACAAGGCUCUUCUCCUCUGUGUAUGACUAUUAUUAUAACAGAGAGCAAGCUGAACUGACGUAGGCGUUUUUGUUUCAUUGGGUUUUUUUUUUUAUUAUUUCCCUCCUUUUCAGCUUUAACGGGCACCUUUAUUGGCGUAUGAGUAUGUGGGCAUAAAAAAAAUAAAACGCAGUGGUGACAGUCCUUGAGUACCUGAGUAAGUCAGUAGCCUUAACCAACUCACCACUGGUAGACUGACGCACACCCCCUGACUCUUUUGUUACCAGAGAAACGUCUCCUGACCCUCGAAAGAAGUCAAGUCAAGGACAUCCUCAGUGUUUUUUCCCCCCCUUGGACAUAUUCAACGCUUCUGUAACCAUAUCAAGACGGCACAGUGUGCUGUAUGUCAAAGUAUUUGUUAAAAGCUGUAAUGUUUUGGACAGGGCUAAAGGAAAGAUUUCAGUAGAGCGUAUGUGGAUGGUGGAAUGCUCAUGUUUCCUUUUAUAGUGUAUGGGACGGGCAGUUUUGUAAAGGCUCUGGAGGGCGGUAUACAUAUGAUUGCACACCCUCUUUGACUUGGGGUACACUAAAAUAUUCAAUAUCAUAAACUCUUGUUGUCUUGUUUAAACACUCUCCAUUUAUUUAGUGUAAACAAUCCUCAUGUGAUACCCCUGCCCUUUAUGGUUUGCUCCUGCUGAUAGCCUUAAAUACAAUAGAAAGCGGAAUGAUUUAAGUAUAUUGGUAAAUAAAUAUAUAUAAAUAUAUAUUGUAUAUACUGUAAAACUACCUGGCUAUCCUCACGGAAGGAGGCUUAGGUUCUCAGAGAAAAAAAAGUACUGUUGAUGGGAUUAGACAGUGGUUGAUCAGUUAUUAUGUAAACAAGACUCAACAGGAGGUCAUGUUUGAUGUCCUAUUUAUUAAAUCUUUUCAUAACUGGACUCCUGACAGCAUUUCCCAACUUCUUUCACGUCAGUUCCCCUCCCCACUGUCUGUCUGUCAACCAUGGAAAUAAAAACCUGUAUAAAAUGUAACUUGAAAGAAAUGCAAAUUGCCUUUGGAAUGAGAAUUUUGCCAUGUAUCAUUCUCACAAGAAAAGCACAUUCUGUGAAGCUGAAAAUGUUGACUUGAAAUUUGACCUAUGUUUUGAUCUUUUAUUAUUUCCUUUCACUCUGAAACUUAUUUGCUGCUCUUAUAAAUGGUGACCAAAAUGUACUUUCAGUUUUUGCAACACAAUGCAAAAGGCUGUGAAGAAUAGAUAAGAUUACUGUAGAAAAAAUAAUUGGGACCUCUCACCUCCUCACAAUGAAAGUGUUUCAAAAUGUUUCCAGUGGGAGCUCAGCAGUAACUCCAUUGUGUAAAAGUACUUCCUGCAUUGAUUUUCAGUUCAACUUACCCUAUGCUGUUAUUUUUUGUAACCACUUUUAAUAAAUUUACAACUCAACUCCCAA
Molecule: messenger RNA, 3876 nt
Organism: Alosa alosa (allis shad)
Lineage: Eukaryota; Metazoa; Chordata; Actinopteri; Clupeiformes; Clupeidae
Gene: tbc1d23
Product: TBC1 domain family, member 23
Exons: 19
Coding region: 36-2126 (696 amino acids)
Biological process (GO): embryonic brain development; retrograde transport, endosome to Golgi
Cellular component (GO): trans-Golgi network
Source: RefSeq, a predicted model, not a curated record